AUGCGGUGGACCGAUACUAAGGCCCCGUGGUCUGAUUUUGACCCGCCCUCAAUCUUGGACCCAUUUCCUUUCGAGUUGAGCUGCGAGCAGGCUGAUGUAUCAGGCCUCGAUAUGCCUUCGAUACCCUCUUGCGACCCGGUAGUUGAAUCCUUCGGUUCUUCGUCGUCAGAUCCGACCAAGGAAGAGAAGGCGAUAAGAUACUUUGUACACCGUAUUAUCCAACACAGAUGUCCCACCUGCCGACGGGAAACUAUGACGGAUGACAGCAGAGUCCUCUUCGCGUAUACCCAACGUAUGAUGCACCAAACCAUCAUGGCUGCCGCGUCCAAAGAUCCUGCGGUAUCCCUUCUUCCAAUCGUUGUCGAUCCUCGUUGGAGUCCCAAGAUCGCCUGCCCCUACCCUGACUGUAAAACCGAAUCGUGUCCUUGCUGCGCUACCCAAUCUUCCGCUUCGAUAUGUCUUGCACCUGGGUCGGAAACCCACGUAUGGUGCUGCAACGGAGGCCGUCUUUUCUUUAUCUUCGCACUGCUCUGCGGUCCGUAUCAGCAUCCCAGAGACAAAUCCGCGUCCAUCUAUCAAGAUACCCAGGUGAAGACCAGGUCAUCUCGCGCUGGUCCGAAGACGAGAGUCAACACCGCACCCGGUGCUGGAACCGGUUAUGGUGGUUCUGAUAGUGAUUCUCCAUUCAAGGGAUCCCAUCAGAACUCGCUCAAGGACAUUUCUCGAAGCCUUGAUGUCCUCCCCGAGGUACUCACCGCGCUAGCAAAGGCCUGGCCUUCGACGUCUAGAAAUAGGAGCGCCUUUGACAAGAAACCUCCGCGUCUUCUCGCCGCCAUGACGCGACGAAGCCCUCUUAUCAUCAAAAUCGCCGAGCUCAUGCAAGACGACUGCAUCGAAGAGAUUAUGCGUCGACCCAAGCUAUACGAUUCAUUGUUCAACUUGCUUUCAGUCUGGAAUCAACGUCACGUCUCACGUGCGCUUUUCACCAGACCCCGGCCAGAACACCCUUUGGAACAGACGCUUCUGCGCAUUGCAUUCAGAAACACUGAUUUUUCGCUGCAUUCCUGUCCAAGGAUUCUCAAAGCAAAGUACGAGGAAAAGCACAGCCAGCCGCAGAAACUCAAUAUGCUGCCGCCACUCGUCAGCCUGUUCCCUGGUCUAGCCGUCCCGGUUCGCUUUGCCUUAAAGCACCACAAGGAUAGCGACGAGCACGCAAAGCAGGUACGCGGUGUGUAUGAUCGUAUCUGCAAAUUCGCCGAGCAAUAUGAAGCUCACCAGAAGGCCCAUCUCUCCGGUGACGGUGCCACCACCAGUGGAAAAGAUGAUCCGCCCAUCAGCGGAAGUCGCAGUGCUGGAGAACAGCGUGUAGAAGAGCUCAGACGAAGGCUUUCUGACACCCGUGUCAUUGAGAUUGAUGAAAAGGCAUGGCACCGAGAAUACCACUUUGCCAACGACCUGAGGCGGACCGAGAAGCAAACCCCUCCACCGGGUCGCAUGAAGCGCCUCGUGUGGGAACUCUCAAUCCUCCGAACGUCUAUCCCCGAGGGCAUCAUCGUCCGGCACCAUAGCGACCGACUCGAUGCCAUGACUUUCUUGAUUGUCGGACCUGCCGGGACACCAUACGAAAAUGGGCUCUUCGAGUUCGAUCUCUUUUGCCCCAUGGACUAUCCCAAGAGCCCGCCACAAGUUUUCUUCAGGACUUCUCCGCCAGACCGGAAGUUCAACCCUAAUCUUUACAACAACGGUCUCGUCUGCUUAUCCCUUCUCGGCAGUUGGGAAGGACCCAGCUGGGAUCCCGAGAACUCGACUCUCCUACAACUUCUCGUCUCCCUGCAGGCGAUGGUCUUCACCGAGUCGCCGCUGUGGAACGAGCCAGGCUUGGAAAGCACCCUGACGCCGCUGCAUUCGCGGGUGUACAAUGUCGAAGUCCGCGCCGACACGACGCGGUACGCGCUGGCCGAGUGGCUGAGGAAGCUCAACAGCGCCGAGCUCGAGGCCAGCCCGUGGCGCGAGGUCGUCGCGGCGCACUUUGAGCUAAGGUGGGAGGAGAUUCUGGAGGUUGUUGAGCGGUGGGAAGCGGACCAGCCUGGGGACGAGGUCCGCCUUCCGAAUCAGCGAGAGAAAGGCCAGGAAGGCCUGAAGAGGGCUGCGUACACGACUCACUGGGUGUAA
Molecule: messenger RNA, 2172 nt
Organism: Colletotrichum siamense
Lineage: Eukaryota; Fungi; Ascomycota; Sordariomycetes; Glomerellales; Glomerellaceae
Gene: BIRC6
Product: Baculoviral IAP repeat-containing protein 6
Exons: 5
Coding region: 1-2172 (723 amino acids)
Molecular function (GO): ubiquitin conjugating enzyme activity
Source: RefSeq, a predicted model, not a curated record